UUCAUACAUAUAUUGUGUACACUUGUUAUAAAGAUGUGGAAAAUACGAAUGUGCAAUGUUUUAAUGUUUGUUUUGGAUUAUACAAUUGUGUUUGUAAAAGGAGAAACCGACCGUUUACUCGUUACUUUAUGUGAAGAUUCAGGAAGUGCAGAGGUAUCCUGUCCAGAAAACAAAACGAUAGGUUGGAAAUCAAUUGUAUAUGGCGAUUUUCCAUGUCAGAAUGCCGAAAACAGAGCAAUAUGUUACUCAAAUAUAAAUACAUUCUUCAAUGAACAUUGUCCAGGUCAAAACAACUGUACUCUUCCUAUGGAAAUUUUGUCUAAUAAUAGCUGCCAAAGGUCACCAAGACGUGUACAAGUAAACUUUGAGUGUUCAAGAAGCUGGUGGCAUAAGAAUAGACAUCCUAAACCUGUAGAGACUUGUGCAAAUUCGUUAGAUAAUGUUCAUUGUUCUUCAAAUUACCAUAUUCAUUUCAAAAAUGCUGCAAUUUAUUGCAGAAAUGCCUGUGAUGAUAAAAAAUCGGAAAACUGCGCCAAAGGUCGACUUAAAAAUAAUUGCAAUGAAAAACGCAGGUGCAUAUCUGAUAAAACAAACACCUCAUGCCUUUAUCAUAAAAGAUCUGCUAUAAUUCAGUAUGCAUGUACAGGACCAACAGAUGAUCCUGUCACAGAUAGCAUACUCAGCACAUCAACAGAAAGUACACCUAGAACAACUACUAUAAUCGCAUCUAGAAAUGUUACUUCUGAAAAUGAAGAACGGUAUGAUUUUAGCCUUGAUAAUGACCACCGAGUAGUAAUAUAUCGACAUUCAGUGAACCAAACGUAUCACUUGUGUAAUUUUGGAUGGGAUGAUAAUGAUUCUGCAGUGUUCUGUAAAUAUCUCAACCAAACCUGGAAAGGAACUUCUAGAGAUGUGGACACAUUAUUAGAUAUACCAAUAGCUCCUUAUUCACUGCAUUGUGAUGGACUUGAAGUCAGUUUGUUCCAAUGCAAUUAUACAGUGAAUGUAACCAGCUGUAAUACAAACAAAGUAGCUGGUGCUGUGUGUUGUCAAGGUACAGACCGACGAGGAAAAUGUGUAACGAAUCCCUCUUCUCAAAAGGUAUCCUCAGAAAAAUCAGGAUCAUCAACCUUAGGAAUUGCCGUUGGUUUAUCGGUGGCUGUUCUUGUAGUGAUCUGCGUCGUCGUAGUUAUUGCGUUAAUCCGCCAAAGAUACGUUAAAAAUGAUUCGAAGCAAACAUUUUCCAACAUUAGAGGUACAAAUACUGAUGAUGAAUACAUAGGUCAUCAAAAUAUAGCACUUCCUCAAUAUCCGUCACCCAAAAAAGAACCGUAUAGCCAGGGAACGAACAGCAGCAUACACACAACAAGGAACAACGACGGCCAAUAUUAUAGUCAUCCAUCGAACGACACACAAUCCCCGUAUGCACUGUCUGAGGACGGAGUAUACGAUAAAACCAAUGAAAGGAGACAUGUUGUAAACGACACAGACGAAUAUAGCCGUACAUUGGAUACCGUGUAUGAUUCUGCUGAACAAAAUACAAGAAAAGAUAGAAAAGAAGAAACUUAUGAUCAUGUUUUUGGACAGAAAACUGAGGACAAUUACGACAAAUCUUCACGACCUUAAUUGGAUGUACUUUAGCUUUUUAAAAGGUUGCUAGAAUUUCUUUUUUUUAAACUUAUUUUACAGAAAUGAAUCCUUCCAAUUUGUAUUAAACUGUUAUUAUUUAAGUCCUAUGUGCGUAGCAGUGUGGGUAAUUAAAGUUGUGUUUAAACACCAUACAUGCCGAUUACAUUAUCGAUCGCGAAUUUAAGAAUUUCUCUAUACACCAUUUUAAUGACUUUAGGGACACUAGGGACAUGUGUGGUAACUGUACUAUUCUGUAAUGGACUAACUUGUUCAUGCUGUACAUGUAUAAGAUUCAUGUUUUGAACGUUUUCCUAUGUAUAUAUUAUAUUCAUUUAUAUCAUAUUUGGCUCCGUGACAAUUUCACAUAUCUUGCUGAAAAUUAUUAUGUUCUAUAAUAGCAUUAGUUUAUUUCUAAUUUUUGCUUAAUUUGCAUAAGUGUCCUUACAAACAACGGUAUAUUGCUGGGUCUUCCAAGUGCUCCACGAAACCCAUUUCUAAUCUAUUAACAUAUAUUUUAUCAGCAAUCAAAGACGGGCUUCAAAGUUAUUGUGAAUCUGCCUUUUCUAGAGGUGGCGUGAAUCAGAUGUGGAUACUUAAAAAUUCCAAAUAUCUUUUAGAGCUACAAUCUAAAUCUCUUUUUUGUAAUAGUAUUAAAACAGUUCACUGUUUUACACUUUAUAAAAGUAUUCCACAUUCCAAACUUAAAGACAAAUUGAGAGUUGGUAUUGAUUGUUUCAUAAAAAAAGAAUGGCCAGCUAAGAUAGAAGUAUCUUGUUUUAGGAAGGGAUAAAUCCUACUUUGAAAAGGAUCACUCUGAUUAAAACAAAAAUUUCUCUGAAACUGACAUUAUCAAGAUGCUUGAUUUCUUGAUUGACAACAUAUUUGUUACGUUCGAAGGACGUGUUUUUUCAACAUACUUUUGGAAUUCCAUUGGGAACGAAUUGUGCCCCUCUUCUUGCUGGCUUGUUUCUUUAUUUUUAUGAGGCUGACCAUAUACAGAAACUUCAUAGGAAGAAAGAUAAGAAGUUAGCAAUAUCCUUUUACUCUACUUUCCGCUAUGUAUAUGCUGUUCUUUCACUAAAUAAUUCAUAAUUUGGUGACUUUGUCAAACGCAUCUAUCCCAUUGAACUAGAGAUAAAGGAUACAACAGAUAUGGUUAAGUCGCUCUCAUAUCUUGACUUACAUCUACAAAUUGACAAUAAGGAUUGAUUGAAAACAAAACUUUACGACAACAGAGAUGAUUUCAGCUUUCUUUACGACAACAGGGAUGAUUUCAGCUUUCCAAUUAUUAACUUUCUAUUUCUUAGUAGCAAUAUUCUAGCAGCACCUGCAUACGGUGUAUAUAUCUCCCAAUUGAUACGAUAUUCGCGUGCUUGCAUUUCCUGUCAUGAUUUUCUUAAUAGAGGAUUAUUGCUUACAAAGAAGAUAUCAAAUCAAGAGUUCCAAAUGGUGAAGUUGAAAUAAUCUUUUCGUAAAUUUUACGGACGCCAUCACGAGUUGGUUGACCGUUAUGGCAUAACCGUUCCACAAAUGAUAUUGGAUAUGUUCCUUACGUCGUAGCUACACUCCCCUUUUGUUUUCAUGAGUCUGACCUGCUGAAUUAGACUUUUUAACGGACUUGUUAUCUCAUAAACAACAAGACGGUUGCGACAUGUGGAGCAGGAUCUGCUUACCCUUCCGCAGCACCUGAGAUAACCCCUUGUUUUUGGUUGGGUUCGUGUUGUUUAUUCCUUAGUUUCUAUGUUGUGUAAUGUGUACUAUUGUUUGUCCGUUUGUCCUUUUCAUUUUUAGCCAUGGCGUUGUCAGUAUAUUUUCGAUUUAUGAGUUCGACUGUCCCACUGGUAUCUUUCGUCCUUCUUUGAAAUUUUAGCUACUAACAUUUUCAAACUUGAAAUGUCUGUAUCCAUGAUGAGUUAUGUACAUGAUGUAUGCAAUAUGUACCAGUGGGAUUUCCAGUGACACUAGAACAAUAGAAAAGUCACUCUUCUUAUGAAAGAGAUAGAAAAGGUCUAAAAACAGGAGAGACAAUUUACGCAUAAAACCCGAUAUGCAUAGGGAUGAAUAUCUCUUAAAACACAAAACCAUUAUAUAAUUUUUA
This is a messenger RNA of Mytilus trossulus (common blue mussel), 3727 nucleotides long. RefSeq lists its product as uncharacterized. Lineage: Eukaryota; Metazoa; Mollusca; Bivalvia; Mytilida; Mytilidae. The record is from RefSeq and is a predicted model, not a curated record. Gene Ontology annotation, cellular component: membrane. The coding region runs from base 34 to 1626 and encodes 530 amino acids. The transcript has 9 exons.